GAGGCACGGUGCCGGGCACAGUGACAAAGAGCUGCCCUUAGCUGCCAGCGGGGAACGUGGACACCGCGAAGCCGUCACCCCGCUGCCCACCACCAGCAGGCGGCCGAGAUGUCAGCCGCCGGCGCCCGGGGCCUGCGGGCCUUGCAUCACCGGCUCCUCGAUAGAGUGGAGCUGAUGCUGCCAGAGAAACUGAGGCCUCUGUACAACCACCCGGCAGGCCCCAGAACAGUAUUUUUCUGGGCUCCAAUUAUGAAAUGGGGCUUGGUGUGUGCUGGGUUGGCGGACAUGGCCAGACCUGCGGAAAAGCUUAGCGCCGCUCAGUCCACUGUGCUGAUGGCCACGGGAUUUAUCUGGUCAAGAUACUCCCUUGUAAUUAUACCAAAAAAUUGGAGUCUGUUUGCUGUUAAUUUCUUUGUGGGGGCAGCAGGAGCCUCUCAGCUCUUUCGUAUUUGGAGAUAUAACCAAGAACUAAAAGCUAAAGCAAUCAAUUAAGAGUUCCUGAUCACCCGAACAGUCUAACUGUGGACACAACCACCAGGAUCCAGUUCGUUGUUUGAUUAUUGACAAGGCGAUGCUAACUGUGUUAACAUUUGGAGGGCAAACAAAAAAGUCUGGCUGUAAUUGGUAACCAGUGCUUGUUCCACAAAAACUAGAGCAAACUUUUAAUAAAUCUCUCCUGACAGAUGACUUAAGGAACUUA
Messenger RNA from Fukomys damarensis (Damara mole-rat), 700 nucleotides. It is a transcript of the gene Mpc2, whose product is annotated as mitochondrial pyruvate carrier 2. The coding region runs from base 109 to 492 and encodes 127 amino acids. The transcript has 5 exons. Gene Ontology annotation, biological process: pyruvate import into mitochondria. Gene Ontology annotation, cellular component: mitochondrial inner membrane. Gene Ontology annotation, molecular function: pyruvate transmembrane transporter activity. NCBI's taxonomy places the organism in Eukaryota, Metazoa, Chordata, Mammalia, Rodentia, Bathyergidae. The record is from RefSeq and is a predicted model, not a curated record.